Molecule: messenger RNA, 847 nt
Organism: Aspergillus ibericus CBS 121593
Lineage: Eukaryota; Fungi; Ascomycota; Eurotiomycetes; Eurotiales; Aspergillaceae
Product: MICOS complex subunit MIC26/MIC27
Exons: 3
Coding region: 13-756 (247 amino acids)
Biological process (GO): cristae formation
Cellular component (GO): MICOS complex; mitochondrial crista junction
Source: RefSeq, a predicted model, not a curated record
GCCUCGUCCAUCAUGUCUUUCCGGCCAAUGCUUCAGCAGCGGGCUGUGGCCCCCCUCGCGGCCACUCUUCUGGCUGGCGGUCUCACGCUCUAUCCCCGGCGGACGGCCUUUGCAGAGGAGCCCCAGGACGCGAAAAAACCCAUCUACGAUGACUUCCCCACCGAGAUCCCGGCCGCCGCUCCCAAGCCCGUUCUCCGCUCGGUCCCUACGCCGGUGUCCGCGCCCUCGUCUUCCUCGUCCCCGACUCCCACCGACAUCCUGACGGCCCAGGUCCGCCAGGCCCGGCUGUUCCUGUACCAGAACUCCCUGGCGGUCGAGACCUGCUUCAACAACUUCCUGUCCCGGGCGCUGCACAUCGAGAACGCCUUCACCAACACCGUCGCCUCGCUGGCCCCGUCGCCCGAGUCCGGCGAACGUCUGCUCCCCGGCGGAGUGUACGUUGUCGUGGCCGCCAUGGCCGGAUCCAUUGUGGCCCGGAACCGCGGCGUGAUUCUGCGCACGGCGUCGCCGCUGGCGCUGGGCACGGUUGCGGCGUGGACCCUGCUGCCGGUGACGAUGCGCAACGUGUCGGAUCUGGUGUGGGAGUACGAGAAGCGGGUGCCGGCGGUGGCCGACACGCAUCUGCAGGUGCGCAGCCAGGCCGAGCACCUGUGGUACACGGGUGUGGCGCACAGCGGGAUGGCGCGGGCCAUGAUGGAGGAGAAGAUCGGAGAGGCACGGAAGAAGCUGGAGGAGGUGGUGAGCAAGGGUCAUUAGCGGGUGGCCAUUCUGUGAUUAAGUUCUUGCAUAUGUACUUUAGUAGAUGAGUCUACUGCAGCUGAUAGCUGAUACAUCAUCCACCAUUCAA